AUGUUUUUGAAGAGCAAGAAGGCAUGCGAUCUGGCCAAGAAAAUAUGCUUGAGUGAUAUCAAACAAACAUGUUAUGGUCUGAACAGAUUGCAUGCAUGCAUAGAUAUAUCUGAAGAGGAUAAGAAAAAAAUUGAAAGGUUGCUAGCGAAAUGCAAGGGGAGCUUAUUAGCACACGGCAGCCUUUUAAUGUGCCUAUUGCUGUAA
Messenger RNA from Ordospora pajunii, 204 nucleotides. RefSeq lists its product as uncharacterized. The record is from RefSeq and is a predicted model, not a curated record. Bases 1 to 204 code for a protein of 67 amino acids. The transcript has a single exon. NCBI's taxonomy places the organism in Eukaryota, Fungi, Microsporidia, Ordosporidae.